CACAAACAAAAUAAAAGGAACCGUUUCCUGCUCUCGUCCCUUUUCUUCCUUUCAUCAUCCUUCAUUGCCCCUCAUCGCCACAGCAGCGCCAUUCUACCCCGCCUUCUCGUCCUAACCCUCCACCUUCUAUUCUUACACGAUGGGUCUCAUUGAUGAAUUCCGCUCGGGAAACUUCUCCCUCUAUGGCCAAUGGUGCGGUCUUCUCUCGAUUGUCUGCUUGAUCUUGUUCGGCAUCUUGAGCCUUAACGUCCUUUGGUCCAUUCUGGCAUGGAUCAUUGCCUUUUUGCUCAUUUUUAUCGAGAUUCCUCUCUGCCUGAAAUGCUGCCCUACCAGUGCCAAGUUCGACAACUUCUUGGGGCAGUUCCAGAACUCCUACUUCCGUGCCGCGGCUUACAUUGUAUUUGCCGUCAUCAUGUGGCUCGCUGUCGGCGUUGGUGGCAGAACUCUUCAAGUUGUUUCGGCUUUGCUGUUGACUGCUGGAGCUGUGUCCUACGUUAUUGCUGCCGCUCGCCACCAAACUCCAGCCUCGAGCACCAUCACCGGAGGCACCGGUGUGUCCACCAUUGUAUAAAGCUAUUACAAAGGACCCGUCAACUCUGGAACUGUCACCAACUGAUGCGCUCUUCACUGGAUUCUCGACUUCCCAUUAAUAUUACUCGCUACUGUUACAUAUCCUCCUCCAGAAUAAAAAAAAAGAAAAGAAAAAGCGAGAUGUGUGAUUGCAACAACAUACUGUGUACGAGUGAAAUACUGACUUCAAAUUUUAAAGAAGGCAGCAGCAAUAUACCUGAGCAGAUCGAGCGACUCUUUGCCUGCGAACCCUUUGGUA
Molecule: messenger RNA, 829 nt
Organism: Gamsiella multidivaricata
Lineage: Eukaryota; Fungi; Mortierellomycota; Mortierellomycetes; Mortierellales; Mortierellaceae
Exons: 7
Coding region: 140-571 (143 amino acids)
Biological process (GO): vesicle-mediated transport
Cellular component (GO): membrane
Source: RefSeq, a predicted model, not a curated record